Myiozetetes cayanensis is the source of this 2339-nucleotide messenger RNA. RefSeq names its product cilia- and flagella-associated protein 45-like. Lineage: Eukaryota; Metazoa; Chordata; Aves; Passeriformes; Tyrannidae. The record is from RefSeq and is a predicted model, not a curated record.
AUGGGGAAUGGAGGCGGUGGGGGCUCAGGCUCUGGCAGCCCCCUGGUGAUCCUGAGGGAUGUUUGGAGCAGCCCUGGAGCGCUGCCCCCGCUCAGGAGCAAGCCCAGGACCAUCCGGAUCAUCACCAAGGACGUGGUCAGGGAGCUCAUCGUUCCCCAGGAGAAGCCCCGCUCGCUGAUCGUGCCCAGGAAGGAUUGGGAGCAGCUGAAGGGAGCGGCCGAGGGGCUGAGCCGGGAGGAGCGCGGGGACAGGGCCAGGGCCCUGCAGGCCAAGCAGGACGCUGCCAAGGAGUUGCUGAGCCAGGCCCGGAGCGCGGAGCGGCGCAAGGCCGAGCUCCAGGACAGGAUGGAGCAGCGCCAGGACCUGCAGGAGGAGCGGCAGCAGCGGGAGCAGGAGCUGCUGGAGCGGGCCAGGAGGAUGAGGAUGGAGCAGGAGGAGGAGAUGAGGGAGCUCAACUCGCUCUUCCUGAACGCCAAGUGCCACAUGAUCCGGGACAGGCAAGUCCUGGAGAAGCGGCUCAUCCAGCAGGAGCUGGAGCAGGAGGAGAAACGCCUGGAAAAGCUGAUGGAAACGGAGCGGGAGAAGGGGCUGGGGAUGCAGGAGGAGCUGGAGCGCCGCAGGAAGGAGAUGCUCGUCAGGACCAGGCAGGAGAUCGUGAAGCAGAUGGAGGAGAGGGAGGCUGAGAGGGUGCUGAGGGCAGAGCAGAAGUACCAGGAGGUCCUGGCACGGCUGGAGCGCCUGGAGGAGAUGAGGAGGGAGGACCGGCAGGCCUGGGAGCGGAAGCAGGAGCGGAAAAGGCGAAUUUUCUCGGAGAUGAAGGAGGCGGACCGGGAGAACCAGCGGGUGCGGGACGGGCAGCGCCAGCGGGAGCGGCUGGAGGAGCAGAAGGUGCUGCAGUACCAGAGGCAGAAGAUGGAGCGCGAGGCGGCCGCGGAGGCGGAGCAGGAGCGGAUCCGCUGGGAGAAGGAGAAGGAGCUGGCCCGGCUCAGGGCCACCCAGCAGAGGGACCAGGACUGGCAGGCACAGAGGGACGCCCUGAGGACCAAGAGGAGCCAGGAGGCCGCGGAGCGGGAGUGGCGGCGGAAGGAGCUGGAGAAGGCUCGGAAAGAGGCCGAGCUGGUGCAGCAGCUGCAGCGGGAGCGCCGCGAGCAGGUGGCCCUCAAGAGGCACACCCUGGCCAUGCAGGUGGAGCAGGAGCGCCAGGAGUUCCUCAAGGUGCUCCGGGUGCAGCAGGAGCAGCAGGAGCGGGAGCGGCUGGAGCGGGAGCGGCGGGCGGGGCUGGCGCGCGCCCACGCCGAGGAGCUGCGGCAGCAGAUGCGGGAGCGGCGGCGGCGGCGGGAGCGGGAGCGGGCGGCCUCCCUCGAGGAGAGCCGGCAACACCAGCACCAGGCCCGGCAGCGCCGCCGCAGCCUCGCCCGCCUGGGGCAGGUCAAGCUGCACGAGCUGCGGGCCAGCGGGCUGCCCGACAGGUACUGCGCCCAGGUGGAGAGGAGGGCGGGGAGCCGCCUGCAGACUGACCCUGACUAGGGCUGCACCAGCAAGGACGGCUCCUGUAGGGCUGCACCGGCAAGGACCAGAUCCUGUAGGGCUGGACCGGCAAGGACCAGAUCCUGUAGGGCUGGACCAGCAAGGACCACCUCGUGUAGGAUCAUCCCAGCAAGAUCCAGCUCCUGUAGGGCCAGACCAGCAAGAAUUGGCUCCCACAGGACCAUCCCAGCCAGACCCAGCUCCUGUAGGGCUGGCCCAGCCAGAUCCAGAUCCUUUAAACCCAUCCCAGCCAGACCCAGCUCCUGUAGGACCAGCCCAGCCAGAUCCAGCUCCUGUAGGACCAUCCCAGCAAGAUCCAGCUCCUGCAGGACCAUCCCAGCAAGAUCCAGCUCCUGCAGGACCAUCCCAGCAAGAUCCAGAUCCUGUAGGACCAGCCCAGCAAGAUCCAGCUCCUGUAAAUCCAUCCCAGCAAGAUCCAGCUCCUGUAGGACCAUCCCAGCAAGGACCAGAUCCUGUAGGACCAUCCCAGCAAGAUCCAGCUCCUGUAGGGCUGGACCAGCAAGGACCAGAUCCUGUAGGACCAUCCCAGCAAGAUCCAGCUCCUGUAGGACCAUCCCAGCAGGAAUUGGCUCCUGUAGGACCAGCCCAGCCAGAUCCAUCCCCCCUAGGCCCGGCCCAACAGGACUCCCCUGUGGCUGUCCCAGCUCUGGGGUCGCAGCUCCAUCGACUCGGUUACCCAGGAGGUGUCUCUGGAGCCGAUGGUUUCCUCCAUCCUCCCCCUUGCUCUUUCCCAUCCCAUUUUCCAGCCUUCCCUCGUUGUUUUCCAUCCUUCCUUUGUUGUUUCCCAUCCU